AUGCCUGCAAUUGCCAUGCCGUCUCUUUCGUCUCUGCUCUCAUGGCGCACGCUCGCGGUCCUUUUCGCCCUGGUUAAUCUCAAGUCGCUGCCUUUAGCCUGGCACGCGCGCCUGUUCUACCGCAUGUUCACGAACUGGUACACACAUGCGCGGGUGCAGCGCAGCUUGAAAUGGCAGUCAGGUUCCUCUUUGUCGGUACACCCUCUUUUCCAGCCCGUGUCCAUAUUCACCCGCUCCCCGCUCCUCGAGACAGACUACAACCUGCACAAAUCGAACAGCACCUACUUCGUCGACCUGGACGAGAGCCGGACCGUGCUCAUGACGAAGCUCCUGGUCCCGGGCUUGAAACAAGGGAAUAAGGACCUCGAGCGCGAGGGCCACCGGGGUCCCCUGAGCGUCAUCUUGGGCAGCGUCCACACGUCCUUCCACAAGGAGAUCAAGCCGUACGAGCGUUACGAGGUUCGCUCGAGGAUACUUGCGUGGGACAAUAAGUGGAUUGUGGUGGGGAGUUGGUUCGUCCGGCCUGCGUCGCGGAGGGGCCAACACGAAGUCCUCCUGGCUUCGGCGCUGAGCAAGUACGUGGUGAAGAAGGGCAAAUUUACCGUUUCUCCAGAACGAUGCUUUGUCGCUGCGGGAUGGCUGCCACGCAGGCCGGCGAACUGCAACGUCGGCGCAGACCAACAAGACAAGCCCGGGACGAGGGAGUCAUCAUCAGAAGAGUCGGUGCCUCCAACGACACCGCCACAGGGCCUUCCUCCCACCGACACCGAAAACUUGACCAUCACAACCACAGCCAACCCAUCCUCUGAACCAUCCCUAAUACCCACACCUCAAGAAGGUCCUUUUGCAGCGCCGGUCCCAGCAUCCAAAACGCUGCAAAACGCGGACAUCAUCGUGGCAAAGCUCGAGACGGCAGCGGCAAUGACCGGCGCGGCAACCAUCUCGUCCUCCUCGGAGCCCCUCGCGUCGCUCACGGCCCGCGCAGGCGAGAGCGAGUGGUCCUGGCACCGGAUCGAGAUGGAGCGGAUCCGUGGGCUGCAGGUCGCGCAGAACUGGCUGUCGCUGGACAAGGAGCUGAUGCACGAGUUCGUCAAGGGAUAG
Molecule: messenger RNA, 1101 nt
Organism: Cladophialophora bantiana CBS 173.52
Lineage: Eukaryota; Fungi; Ascomycota; Eurotiomycetes; Chaetothyriales; Herpotrichiellaceae
Exons: 1
Coding region: 1-1101 (366 amino acids)
Source: RefSeq, a predicted model, not a curated record